CCGCUCAGAGAGAGUCACAGCUUAUUGCCGGAGGAGAUUAAAAAAAAAAAAAAAAAGUUGUCUAUUUCUCUUCUUUCCCCAAACCCUAAAAAAGUACGCAGCUUUCCCCAGAUUCAUCGUUUCAAGAGAUGGCGGAGGAAGAGGUUGUUACUAUCCCUGCGACACCGGUCGAUCUGAAACGCAAGCUCGACGAGGUUGAGCCUGAGCAACAUGCCGGCUUGAUUAAUGGCUCUAACGGAGAUAUAUCAGAUGAGAGCAAACCAGCUUCUGAUUCUUCUCAGGCUAAGCGAGCCAAGCUCCAAGAUGAUGAAACUCCAGAUGGUUUAGAUAAUGGGAAAACGCAAGAAAAUGGUUCUUCAGUGGAGGUUAAAGAAGAAGAAGAGCUUCAAGAACCUAAGGAAGAGGAAACUGAGGGACCAAGUGUACACAAGGAUGAGAAUCAAGAAUCUUUACCUCCUGUUGAGGAAGUUCAAGAUCCCAUUAAUGCUGAAGAGUCUGAAAAAAAUAAGACUUGUGGUGUAGAUCAGCCAGCAGUUGAAACUACUAUAGAAGAAUGUAAUGGUAGUGAAUCUCAGAAAGAGGUUGAUGAAAGUAGUAAGGAAUUGAAUGAGAAGGUAAUUGGUGAAGAAGAAAAUAAGGAAUUGGGUGGUGAUAAUUCUCAGAAGGAGGUUGAUGUUACUCAGUCCACGACUCGUAGGAUUGAUGUCCCAAGUUCAAAGGUAGGUAUACUGAUUGGUAAAGGCGGGGAGACUAUACGGCAUCUUCAGUUUAACUCGGGUGCCAAAAUCCAAAUUUUGAGGGAUUCAGAAGCUGAUCCGAACUCUGCGCUAAGACCAGUUGAGAUCAUUGGAACUGUUGUAUGCAUUGAAAAUGCUGAGAAGCUUAUCAGUGCAGUCAUAGCAGAGGCCGAAGCAGGAGGUUCACCUGCCCUAGUUGCGAGGCGUCAUCCUGCCACUCAUGCUAUAGGGAUUCCAGAACAGAUAGAGAUUAAAGUUCCGAAUGAUAAGGUUGGUCUUAUUAUUGGCCGAGGUGGGGAGACAAUCAAAAACAUGCAGACAAGGUCUGGAGCACGCAUUCAGUUAAUACCUCAACAUGCGGAAGGUGAUGGUGAGAAGGAGAGGACUGUCCGUAUUUCUGGAGAUAAGAGGCAGAUUGACAUAGCAACCGACAUGAUAAAAGAAGUUAUGUAUCAGGAUGCAAGGCCGUCACCCUAUGCUGGUGGUUGUAAUCAGCCUCCCUACCGACCCCGAGGGCCUGGUGGUCCACCUCAAUGGGGUUCACGAGGUCCUUAUGCUCCCCACUCAAUGCCCUACGAUUACCACAACCGUGGACCGUAUUCAUCUCAAGGUUCACAUUACAAUUCUCCCGGUUACGGUGGUUAUCCUCCACAGCAUAUGCCCCCUAGAGGUGGAUAUAAUGCUGGCUGGGACCAAAGACCUCCACCUUCUGGUCCUUACGAUUAUUAUGGUAGACAAGGAGCUCAAACCUCUGGUCCAGUUCCACCUCCUGACCAUGCACCUUCUCCUGCCUUGGGUGCGGCAACUCCUUCCGGUGAUGUUCCUUACCAAGGUGCAACUCCAGCAGCAGCAGCACCGUUAUAUGGCAGUACCACUACCAACAUGGCUCCACAACAACAAUAUGGUUACACGUCAAGUGGUGGGCCAGUGCAACAGCAAGCAUACCCUUCCUAUAGCUCGGCUCCAUCUGACGGUUACAACAAUGGUACACAAACACCUGCAACUGGUCCAGCUUACCAGCAACAAAGUGUUCAGCCAACUUCUUCCACUCAUGACCAGCCUGGUGCACAGCAGGCUGGAGCAGCUGGAUAUGGUGGGCAAGUAGCUCCAACCAGUGGGUACAGUUCAUAUCCAUCCUCACAGCCUGCUUAUGGUACUGCUCAGGCCCAAAACAGUGGAAACUAUGGUUACAACACAAGCUCUCAAGAUCCUAACUACGGAUAUGGUGCAGCACCGGGAAGCCAAACAGCUUAUUCACAAGCAGCAACUACUCAAGCAGGAUAUGAGCAACAGCCUGCAACUCAACCUGCUGGGUAUGUGACUGCUCCAGGGAGCACACAAGUGAAUCAGUACGAUGCAAGCCAGGUUUACGCAGCUCCACGUUAAAAGAAUCAACCAAUGUUGCAAAGUUGCUAGACCUGCUGCACUAACGCAGCUGGAGUCUAAGACAGUUUCUUAUGAAAAGGUGGAUCUGAUUCGUCUCUGACUCCUUCACCUUGAAUGCUUUAUUGUAAUCUCUCAAUUAACCUUUAGUUGUUGAACUGUUGUUGAACUGUUGCUGAUAGUUUAAGCUCUUAUAUUUA
Messenger RNA from Camelina sativa (false flax), 2320 nucleotides. The record is from RefSeq and is a predicted model, not a curated record. Lineage: Eukaryota; Viridiplantae; Streptophyta; Magnoliopsida; Brassicales; Brassicaceae.